Malus domestica (apple) is the source of this 2022-nucleotide messenger RNA. RefSeq names its product NEDD8-activating enzyme E1 regulatory subunit AXR1. Gene Ontology annotation, biological process: protein neddylation. The record is from RefSeq and is a predicted model, not a curated record. Gene Ontology annotation, cellular component: cytoplasm. Lineage: Eukaryota; Viridiplantae; Streptophyta; Magnoliopsida; Rosales; Rosaceae. Gene Ontology annotation, molecular function: NEDD8 activating enzyme activity.
AUAAAAUGGAAAUGCUAACGACACCGUAUCAUGCUAACACACCCUCGCCACCACUGUGUCAGGCUCUGCGUAACUGCUAAGCGAAUUUUCUGUAGUCGACAGAGAGCAAACAAACGAGCAUCAAUGGCUGAACCCAAAACCAAAUACGAUCGCCAGCUCAGAAUCUGGGGCGAGCAAGGGCAGACAGCCCUAGAGAAGGCCAGCGUAUGCCUACUGAAUUGUGGCCCCACCGGCUCCGAGACCCUGAAGAACCUUGUUCUUGGCGGGGUUGGAAGCAUCACCGUCAUCGAUGGAUCUAAAGUCGAACCGGGUGACCUCGGAAAUAACUUCAUGGUUGAUGAAUCGAGCGUUGGGAAAUCGAAAGCGAAAUGCGUUUGCCAGUUUCUUCAGGAGUUGAAUGAUGCCGUGAAGGCGAAGUUUAUCGAAGAGUAUCCGGAGGUUUUGAUUGAGACUAACCCAUCGUUCUUUUCUCAGUUUACCUUGGUUGUGGCUACUCAGCUAGGGGAAAGUUCAAUGGUAAAGCUUGAUAGAAUCUGCAGGGAGGCAAAUGUGAUACUGAUCUUUGCUCGCUCUUAUGGCCUAACUGGGCUUGUCCGUAUCAGUUUGAAGGAGCAUACUGUGAUUGAGUCAAAACCUGAACAUUUUCUGGAUGACCUUCGUUUAAAUAAUCCAUGGCCGGAGCUUAAAAGGUACGCGGAAACUAUUGAUCUGGACGUGUCAGAUCCUGUUGCCCACAAGCACACGCCAUACGUCCUCAUUCUUGUCAAGAUGGCAGAGGAGUGGGAAAAAAAUCAUGAUGGUAAACUUCCAUCAACUAGGGAAGAGAAAAAAGAGUUCAAGGAGCUUAUUAAAGCCAGGAUGACUGCACUAGAUGAAGAUAACUAUAAAGAAGCCAUUGAGGCCUCUUUCAAAGUCUUUACUCCACGAGGAAUUAGUUCUGACUUGCAACAGGUAAUUGAAGAUAGCUGUGUGGAAAUAGAUUCCAGCUCGUCUGAUUUUUGGGUGAUGGUGGCAGCGUUGAAGGAAUUCAUAGAAAAUGAAGGUGGCGGCGAGGCACCCCUCGAAGGAUCAAUACCAGACAUGACAUCUUCGACAGAGCACUAUAUAUCUUUACAGAAACUCUACCAAGCCAAGGCUGAGGCUGAUUAUCUCGUUAUUGAGCAAAGGGUUAGGACUAUUCUGAAAAAAAUUGGUAGAGAUCCAAACAGCAUCUCAAAGACAACCAUAAAAAGUUUAUGCAAGAAUGCAAGAAAACUCAAAGUUUGCAGGUAUCGCCUAGUUGAAGAUGAGUUCAAUUCUCCAACCGUACCAGAGUUGCAGAAGUAUCUAACAGAUGAGGAUUACAGCGUAGCCAGUGUGUUUUAUGUUUUGCUUAGAGCUGUCGAUCGAUUUGCUGCCAAUUACAACAGUUUUCCUGGGCAAUUUGACGGUUUAAUGGAUGAGGACAUAUCUCGAUUGAAGACUACCGCUGUUGGCCUGCUUAAUGACGUGGGCUGCAAUGGCGUAACAUUAACUGAGGACCUUAUCAAUGAGAUGUGUCGAUUUGGUGCUGCCGAGCUCCACGCAGUCGCUGCUUUCAUUGGAGGAAUUGCAUCUCAGGAAGUGAUUAAGCUUAUAACAAGACAGUUUGUGCCCUUGUCCGGAACUUUUGUCUUCAACGGCAUUGAUCAUAAGUCUCAAUUGUUGUCUCUGUAGCGGGCUCCAAAGCCCGAAAUGAUAUAAAACGACGAUGACCUUUUAUGAUUGGAGUCGGAACAAGUUUGAUCUUACACCGAUACGCGCUAUUGAUCGGAGGCUUCGUUUCUGUAGUUGAGAUUGGGCAGUUUGCAGUGAAACGUGAUUUUGUAGUUCUGUUUCUCGUUCCAUUAUCCUGGAUAGGUGAGAGGCAGUAAAAAAUAAAGGGUAAGUGUGAGAGAGAGGGAGGGAGAGAGGGAGAGAGUGAGACAAUCUAUAACAAUUGACUUGUCAAUUCGUUAUUAAAUGGAAUUGUUAUUAAAUUAUGCCCAAAUACAGCUUUAAUCA